AAGCGAGCCUGUGUGUAUUUUUUCCUGCUGUUUUCAAGCAUCGGAGUAAAACUAAACAAGCGCGGUGUGGAAGUGGAGCUGCGGCAGAUAAAUUCCAGUCCGGAUGGAUGUUUACAUGCCGGUCAUGAUCGAGGAGACUUUUCAGAUGAUCGCCAGGAUUUGACAAUCUGACACUUGAGUGUUUUGUUUGUUUUUUCACUGUCGGAUGACAGCAGCGAUCGAUCGGACUGUCGGAGCAGAUUCAGCGUCUGUGAUUGUUGUCUUGAAUUCAGCAGCGAGGUCAAGUUUGGCUUUGUUCAUCUGAUGACUUGUGAAUGCGUAACAAGGCUCAGCUCCAGGACGACUGCUCAGACCACUUGUUGAAAUUUCGGAAAAGUUUACAGUUGCCAAUGCACGAAAACAAAAACAAACUUUUCGUUUGUAUUUUGCUAGUUUCGGGUGGAUAUAUUGCUGUGCCUCGGUGGUUACAGUGCUUUGACUUACUUGCAUAAUAACUUGGACAUCUACAAGAAGGAAGGAGUUGAAUUGUGAUCACUGAGAGCUGCCUCGGUGCGGGCUGCUGCUAGCUCUGUUAGCUUUACCUCACACACACACUUCACUCUCGGCUACAUUAGCUGGCUAGCAAAGAAGCUAACUGAACAGUUCACAAGAGUUACUCGAAAGCAUUUUAAUUCACAAACAGUUUGUCCAAGAUACACUUUUUUGACAACUUUCCUGCCUGGAGCGUUUACCUGAAAUGUCAAUUUGUAGUUAUCAAGUUGGCUAUUUCGCGAACUAGCCCAGGCUUACAGUAGCUUGCGAGCUAGAAAAGUUGCUAUUGAGCUAAGCUAAGCUAAGCGUCAGGUAAAAUACUUGCAUUAUUAUUAUCGCCCAUUUAUUACCAGUUCAUAAAUAUACAACUUCAGGUAUAUUUGAAAAAAAAAAAAACAACAACCUUGACAGCUGCAGAGAGAGAGAGAGAGGUAAUGCAGAUACGAGCUAGCGUUAGCUACCAAGCUAAUGUUGUGUAGCUAGCGCGGCUAAACCGGCUAACGAAUCAGGACAGUGAGUAAAAAGUUAUAUACUCAUAAUAUAAUAUUCCUUAUUUUCACGCCUAUAUAUAUAUAUAUAUAUAUAUAUAAAUAUUUUUUUAAAUGAUAAUAAUAUUGUCCUUUUUAGUUUAGACACUUUUUUGUUCCCCCUUCGACUCGCGGACUGAGUUUGACAGCUCUGCAAUAUUUAUUUAUUUAUGUAUUUAUUUAUUAAUUAUUAAAAAUGAUUUUCAUCUCGAGACUAGAGGAAUGUCAACCAUGGGAGGACAGCUGAAACAUAUCUGACAUUUAACUGCAAGCACAGAGCCAGUGGACAUUUGUUUUUGCUGUGAAGUCGGUCUCUAAACUCUUGCGGCCUUGACGAUGUCCGGGUCCCCGGGCUCGAGUAGCUCCUCUAACCCGAGGAAGUUCAGCGAGAAGAUCGCGCUGCAUAACCAGAAACAAGCGGAGGAGACCCGGGCCUUCGAGCAGCUCAUGACGGACCUCACCGUCUCAAGGGUGCAGUUUCAGAAACUCCAGCAGCUCCGUUUGUCUCAGAACCGUGCCCAGUACUAUGGUGGUUCCCUCCCAAACGUCAACCAGAUUGGCAAUGCCAGCACUGAUUUCCAGGGCACCUUCCCGUCUGGUCUUGACUCAGUGAGAGGCACCAGACACCACGGUCUGGUCGAGAGGGCAGUCCAGAGAGACCGCAACCGCAUCAAUUCACCACACCGUAGACCUAUCGACAAACACGGACGGCAGGCAGAGAGUUCUCCUUAUGGUACAGUGUACCUGUCACCUCCCCCGGACAACAGCUGGAGAAGGGAACAGCAGCCAUGGACCGAAGAGAAACGGCCUGGGUUUAGGUUAAUAUCACAGCUCAACAGAACCAACUCCGAUUCAGCCCUGCAUACGAGCGCGAUGAACCCGAACCCACAGGAUCCAUUCAGCGGGAACCAGCAGAUGGGCAGAGGGCCACCCCAGCGCAAUGCCAGCAUGAAUGAAGCGGAGGUGGAUGGAACAGGAGAUGUCUUUUCUUUCCCUGCUGUUCCUAACGAGGAGAGUCUUAUUGGUGUGAGUAAGCCAUUGCCCAGGCAGCUGUGGGAGGCCAAAAAGGUGCAGUCCCUUUCAUCGCGACCCAAAUCGUGUGAAGUGCCUGGUAUCAAUAUAUUCCCAUCUCCGGAGCAGAAUGUUGGUCUGUCUCACUAUCAGGGCACAUUAAAUACAGGUGGCUCUCUACCAGACCUCAGUAACCUGCACUUCCCUUCUCCUCUCCCCACCCCACUUGACCCUGAGGAGGGGGGCUACCCCAACCUGAGCGGAGGCAGCAGCACAGGAAACCUGCCUGCUGCCAUGAUGCAUCUUGGAAUCGGAAAUUCUCAGGGUCUAUCGUCUUCCCUGAGCAACCCCUCCAUCCAGGCAUCACUCAGUAACUCCCAGCUGCCCUCGUCUCUGAGCAAUCCCUCCAUCCAUUCUUCUUUGCGGCUUUCUUCGCUCUCCAACCCUCCUACAGGGGGCAUGGCCACCUCGCCCAGGAGACGACCAGCUCCCAUCAGCCCCCUGACCCUUUCUCCUGGCUCUGAGCAGCGCCGCAGCCUGGGGAAGCAGCUCUCACCCACCAUGUCUCCCUCCCUCUCUCCAAUCACGCAGGGGGUCCCCUUGGACACCAGCAACCUGCCGAUGGAGCCACCUCCUCCCUACCCUCUCUACCAGCAAUCCCCACAGACCUUGCAGCAGCAGUCGACCCAGUCCCAUCCACCCAACCUCCAACAGCGCCAGCCUCAGGGAGGACAGCAGCAGCCUGUUUCCCCUUUGCAGAACAUUACCCUGGAUUUCAACUCCAGUACUCCAAACAACAUGGGCGUGUUCUUCAACGAUCCAUUCCUGGAGCCGCAGUUCUCUGGUCGCCAGUCCAAGUGUCCGUCCUACCAGGACCAGUAUAAUAUGCUGGAGCAUGCCAUGAGCUCUAUGGCCGGAGGAUUUGACCCCUCCUCUAACCUUUAUUCCACCCAAGCUUCGCUUAUGGGCCUGAGCGGUAGCCAUGGCAACCUGCAGGACCCCUUGCCGAUGAAGGCUAACAUGCUGUACUCUAACUGUGGAGGUGCAGUGCCCAAUAUCAUACUCACAGAUGAGUCAAAUCUGAGCCUGUCUAAGGAUAUCAGCAGUGUGUUGUCAGUCGUGCCCGAGUGUUUCGAUUCGGAGGGGGUCUUCCCCCUGGAGGACGAGCUUCGCAUUGAACCUCUGAGCCUGGACGGACUGAGCAUGCUGAGUGACCCCAACAUGGUUCUGCCAGACCCCUCUGUGGAGGACAGCUUCCGCAGUGACAGACUCUGAGGAGCUGCGUGUGUUCAUGCAUAUUCAUUCUCUCUCUCUUUCUCGAACACACAAACGAACUUGUUUGUCCAGUGCUGAGUAAAACUCCAGCAGUAGAACUCGAUCCUACUUCACACCCGCACACAGGCCCACACAAAGGAAAAACAUACGGCCCUUUUUCCUGCACAGACAUACACUACAGCUUCACGUACAGUGACUGGUGAGAUGUUCGCGCCUUACGAUGAAUCACAGGAGCGUCGUCUCUCAGGGGCCGUUCUCACUCUGGGUUCUCCAUCUGCCACUCGAGACAGUGACGACUGCGAUAUUCACAGUGAGCAUGCUCCGUGAAUUCUGUCCGAUCACUUCGUACACCCGUUUCUCACACACACAGGAAGCCUGAUCCAGGACUGAAAAAUACUUUUUAAUCUGUUGAUCUGUGGCCAGUCUUUCAUGUUAACUCUUCAGAUGAGAAAUGAUGAACCCCUGCAGGAUUCUGAGAUGAGAACAUGUGCAUAAAUCCGUGUCACAUCCUGUUUUUUUUUUUUUUGUAGCAUCAUUACCUUUCAGGAGUGACGCCAGCAGCAGUGUGGUUGUUAUUUCGAUCUUUAAUCGUUUCUGACUUGCCUUCGUAAAAAGAACCCGUCUGAGUCAAAAGCAAUCCUAAAUAACCUGACAAUCAGGCACUGUCAAAUGGAUGCAGCUUUACGACACGAGACUUGUCCGACCUGCUCCACCACAUCGCAGGUUAUUUCCAGUGGCUAGAACCAAAAGAAUGGGCUAUUUUUACAUUCAGAAAGCCAUGUUUGCUUUCAGGCACGAUUGUUAGAAAUCAGAAACGGUUUCCAAUUGGAUGCCAAAUAGCAGCUGACUGCGGGGCCUUUUAUCUGUCCGGCACAGCCCGAUCUGCAGUGUGUGAUUAUGUAUGUGUGUUUUAUAUAUAUAUAUAUAUAUAUAUAUAUAUAUAUAUAUAUAUAUAUAUAUAUUACACACACUUUCAUAUAAGAGAGAGAGAGAAUAUAAAACAGCACGGUGCGUUGUGGAACAGAAGGAGCUAGCAAUCUGCCUGAUCGCAGCUCAUAUUGAUACACCACAUGCGCCGUGUCUGUGCACCAGCAGAAUGGGUCGAGCCAUUUCCCUUCCCUCUAGACUGCAUAGCACGAGCUAAGGGUUUCGGUGAAUUUUGUCCCUCGUAGAUACAUUUUAAGAAUGGAGAGAUGAGGGAAUCAGGCUUUUCUGUACAGAGCAUUAUUUUUCAGAUUGCUUUGCUUAUCUAGUUUUUUUUUUUUUUGUAUUGAAAAGAAUUGUUAAUCACAAAUACAUACGCCUCAUAAUUUCAAAAAGGGAAAACUGUUUACAAAAAGGUUAAAGAAUUAGUACUUCUAAGUAGGAGUUAAAAGUUUCUAUCAUUUUGGUAUCAUUCUGGAAGAAUAUAUUUGUAUCUUUUAUCGGUCUGUGAAUGGAAACCCUUUUCAUGCUUUCAGCUAUGCAGAACUUAGUAUCAGAGUAAACUCAGUGUCCCAUAUGAGAGGAACUAUUUUAUGUGUAUAUUUAAUACUAUAUACCAGUUCUAUACAUAUAUAUAUUCACUUUAUACAUUUUAUACUGACUUGUACUAUGUGUUGUAUGGUGGGUUUUUUUUUUUUUUUUUUUUUUGCUUUGUUUUUUUUAAUGUCAAUCUGUCAAGCUCUGAAUUUACUAUGUCCCGUUUUGUGGUGGUUUUAUUGAACGCUUGGCCUGUAUUCCCUCUGUGGUCAGAAUGUGUAGGCGUGGACAUGGUACACAUUAAACACUGCAUUUAUUGCUGGCUUCGAAAGAUUGCGCUGAUCAUCCGAAGCGGCCGUACGCGUUUAUUUUUAAAGGGACUGAAUUCCUUUUGGCUAUGGAUGUCGCUAUAAUGAGCGGCACGGUGGUGUAGUGGUUAGCGCUGUCGCCUCACAGCAAGAAGGUCCGGGUUCGAGCCCCGUGGCCGGCGAGGGCCUUUCUGUGCGGAGUUUGCAUGUUCUCCCCGUGUCCGCGUGGGUUU
Neoarius graeffei (lesser salmon catfish) is the source of this 5346-nucleotide messenger RNA. RefSeq names its product CREB regulated transcription coactivator 3 (gene crtc3). The record is from RefSeq and is a predicted model, not a curated record. Bases 1395 to 3344 code for a protein of 649 amino acids. The transcript is spliced from 15 exons. Gene Ontology annotation, molecular function: cAMP response element binding protein binding. Gene Ontology annotation, cellular component: nucleus; cytoplasm. Gene Ontology annotation, biological process: protein homotetramerization; positive regulation of transcription by RNA polymerase II. NCBI's taxonomy places the organism in Eukaryota, Metazoa, Chordata, Actinopteri, Siluriformes, Ariidae.